AUGACGGUUCAUCUUCCCGCUCGGUCGCUUGGGGGCAUGGCGAAGUCGGCGUCGUCCACUGAAGAACACAAAUUUCUUCAACGCGAAGCCAAGGCAGUGGCCGACCAUCAACGUCUCUUGCACCGCACACGUGCGACGCCGGAUGCGACUCGAGACGCCGCCGUUGCAGAGCUCGAGAGUCAAUUGCACGUCUUCAAAGACAUCCAAGCGACCUUCUCGAUGGCCACGAAAGACGACAAGUACCGGCGCAAGCGCGAGCUGUACCGCUUCCAGCAGCGCUUGCCGGCGUACGCCAAGCGCGACGCGAUCGAGCGCGCCGUGACGCAGAGCCGUUUCGUGGUCGUGCAGGGCCAAACGGGCUCGGGCAAAAGCACGCAAAUUCCCCAAUAUCUCGCCGAGCUUUUCCCAGGUACCAAGAUCCUCGUGACACAGCCACGGAAGCUCGCGGCCAUGGCCCUCGCGGAGCGCGUGGCCCUCGAGUUUGCUGGCGGCUACGAAAAGGCCGCGACUGUGGGCGGCGAUGUCGGCUACCGUGUCGGCGGCCGGCGCCAGUGUCGCACGCGUGGGCGCAUCGAGUUCAUCACGGAAGGUGUCCUUCUCGACAUGAUCAUGCGCCAAGACGACGAGCUCUUCAAAGGCAUUGGCGCGAUUGUGGUGGACGAAGCACACGAGCGCAGUAUCAUGUGCGACUUGCUGCUCGGGUCGCUCAAGUCGGACGACGCGCGCUGGCGCUCGAUCCCUCUGGUCGUCACGUCCGCUACCAUUGACGUCGACCUCUUCUCGACGUACUUUGGCGGUGCACCGAUCGUGGACAUUCCGGGGCGCAUGUUCCCAGUCGACGUCCUGUACACGCCGACGCCCGACGGCACCAAAGACAUGGCCACCUACAUGGCCCAGAUGGCGCGACUGCUCCACCGCGACAGCCCACAAGGCGACAUUCUGUGCUUUCUACCUGGCCAAGACGACGUGUUGCGGGCCCACGACGUGUUCGAGAAGCACCCGGAACCGGGCCUUGUUGCGCGCACUCUGUACGGCAAGCAGGACCCGGCGGAUCAAAAGCUCGCCUUCGCGCAUACCCCCGAGCAGCGCAAGGUGCUCUUCGCAACGGACGUGGCCGAGACGUCGAUUACGAUCCCCGGGGUGGUCUACGUCGUCGACAGCGGGCUCAAGAAGGGCGUGAGCUACGACCACGUGCGGAAAAUCGCGUCGCUCAAAGUGCAGAGCAUCGCGCGGAGCUCGGCGAUCCAGCGGGCAGGCCGCGCCGGUCGGACGCAAGCUGGCACGUGUGUCCGGCUCUACAGCGAGCACGAUUUCGAGCUCAUGGAGACGAGUACGCUGCCCGAGAUUUUUCGACAGCCGCUGGCGCUUGCCGUGCUCACGCUGCGCCGGCUCGGCAUCGAUCCAAAAUGCUUCGAGUGGCUCUCGGCCCCGCCCGCCGACGCCAUGGCGGCCGCGGAGCGCGAGCUGACGUUUCUUGGCGCGCUUGAGAGCGGCCGCGUCACGGCCCUCGGUACAACGAUCACGACGCUGCAGCAGCCGCCCGAGCUCGUGCGGAUGCUUGUCAAGAGCUGUGCACAGGGCCAUGGCGAGGCAGCGCUGCAGGUCGCGGCGGUUCAAUCGGUCGCGCACAUGUUUGCGUGGCGCGACAAGACGAAGAAGCCGUCGACACACCCGAUGCUCGUCUCCACCGACGGCGAUAUCGUGCCAAUGGUGCGGGCGCUGGCGCAAUACCGCAAUGUCCUCAAGGGCGUCACGCAAGUCAACGACACGCCCGUGCGAGACGUCGUCGAGCCCUCGGACGAGACACCUGUGGUUGCGCUCACGGCCGGGCAUCUGCGCCGGCUCAACGGACAGCCGCGCGCCGCCAUCCAUGAACAUGAUGACGACGAUAACGAUGGGAACACCGAUGAGACGCGCUCCGAGUGCUCGUCCGAGGCCUCGUCAGGAGACAGCAGCGAGUCGGUGCCAACGCCGCCCAAGAGCGCCACCAAGAGCAAUUUCCGGACCAAAAAGAUCGCCGCGCAAAAGUGGUGUCAACAGAACCGGCUCAACAACAAGGCACUCGGCCUUGCUGUCGCGUUCCAAGACGAGCUGCGGGGCCAAGUCGCCGACUUGGACGUUUGGAGAGCGCAGCCGCAAACGGCCACCGUGUCGGACAGCGACCUGCGGCGCAUCGUCUUUUACGGGUACUUUUUACACGUGGCUUGUCUCAAGCGAGACCGCAGCCACAUGCUCCAGUAUUGCGCCGUCGAAGCCGACGUCGUGGGCACGAUCCCGAUCGAGGCCGCGAUCCAGAGCGGGGUCCCACCAGACUGGAUCGUCUACGACAAGAUCUUCCGCCCCGCCGGCCGCGCUCUCCUCGUGACAUGUACGCCUGUCGACGAAGAGUGGCUCGCCUCAGAGAGCCCGGAUUUCGCGCGCAUCGUCAGCGCCAAGCUGCCGGCGCUUCCCAUCUCGACCGUCGUGCUGACCGUGCCCGGGCCCGUGCUCAAGAAACUCGUGGGGAAGCAGCUGUGCAACCUCGAAGCCCUCGAAGUCCAGCUCGGGUGUACGCUGCACGUCGUGCCGGACAAGGGUCAGCUACUGGCGUUUUGCACGCCGGCCAUUGCGCGCGGUCUGCAGCCGCAGGUUGAUGCGCUCGUCGCACCGUUCCAGGAAGAAAUGCUGGCGCUCACGACAGAGCAGACGUACCUCGGCGGCACGCGCGCCGUUCUCGGCGCUGGAUUCGUCGUCAACGAGCUGCUCUUUGAUGACGAGUACGUCACGGUGUAUGUGCGCCAGCUCCCCGCCACGAUGCCUCGGCGCGAUGUCCGAGCCUUUGUUGCCAAAGCCGCCGCCAACUGCGCCCAGCCGAUUCUGCGCGCGCUCGAGCAGCAAGUCGUCAACGGCGGCGACCAAUCCACCGUCGCCAAGCAAGUGCUCACGCGGCUGCAAGGCGAAGUCAUCGCCGGGCGCAACGUGCAAGUGAGCGCCGGCAAGGCGAUGGCCAAGCCCGGCCUGCAGCAGUCGACAUCGAGUCGCAUCAAAGUGUCCUGGGCCACCGCUGCCUCGAAAGGCGUCGUCAAGGUGUGGUUCAAGUCGGCGUCUGACGCCAACCGGUUUCUACUCGAGUACAGAACCAUUCUGCCCGAGGCAUCGCGCGCCGUGGCGAUAGGCGCAUCGGAGACGCCUGCCAAGACACCACCAAAUGGGCUCAAGCCACUGCCACCCGUGACGCGCAUGGCCAACAAGGUGUACCUCUUCAACCUCAGCACCGAUUUUACAUCGUUUCUUGUCGCCGUACACGGUCUCCCACCCGCCAUGGACGAGGUCGUGCUCACGGAGCGCCUCACGUCCAUGCCGCACGAGCGCUUCCGCAUCGAUCGCGUUGUCAACAGCUCUGCGGACCAAGUCAGCUCGGCAGAGAGCGUCCUCGCCGUGCGGGCGCGGCGGCUCGGCUCCGUUUUGGCGCGCAUGCCAUUUGCUUUUGUGGCCACGGAUUUUCUCGACGCUGGUCGCGCGGGUGUGUACAUCGUCAGCGAUGACACGGCGGCGCUCGAGGCUCUCUACACGUCGGCGCUCCAGGCGUGGGCACCGGCGGAAAUGCCGUGCGGGCAGCCUAUCCGGCUUGCCCUCGAGCACACGUACGUGGCGCGGAUGCACGUCGAAGUGUUCAAGAAGCGCACCAAUCUGCUCGCACCGGUGCUUACGGACGCUCGGCGGCGGGGUGUCACUGUCUUUGAGGUGCCGACGAAAACGAUCUUCCAAGCGAUCCGGUUCACGUGCACGUCGCGCCUGACCCUCGGGCGAAUUCAAGCCGAGCUCGGCGAGAUCACAAAGUGCACGCAGUUUAAGCACGCGGACAUCAAGCGUCUCUUCUCGGGCGCGGGCCGCCGGUUUCUCGGCGAGCUCUCCAACGACGUCUACGUGCACUGGAACGCACGCACGGGCCAAAUCUUCGUCUACGGCUUCGAGGACGAGUUCCAGAAGGCCAAGCGCGCGAUGAUCGGAUUCCUCGAGCAGUUUGCCGCGCUGGAGGUCAUCGACCAUGUGCUCAUGCUGGACAAGCGCAAGAUCAAGUCGCUCAAAUUUGCAUCCGUGUGUGCGCGUGCGUUUGAUCACUACGUCCUCGGCGCCAAGUUGUACCUCUCGGGGUCACGCGACGCCAUCCUGGCCAUUACAACGUCCCUCCAAGGCGUCUUGUUCCCAAAACGCAGCGGGCCCCGCACGGUCUCGACGAGUGCGCUCGAGUGUCCGCUGUGCCUCUGCGACGUGGAUGCAACCACGACGCAGUUGACGUUGUGCGGCCACACCUUUUGCACCGACUGCAUCCUGCCCAUGUUUGGGAGUCAGGAUACGAAGCUGCCGCUGAGAUGCCCUCGGGACGGGUGCGAGGCUGCCUUGAGUGUCGAAGACUGCGUCAAGCUUGUGCCGCCGUCGCAACUCGAGGGCUUGGCCGAGAAGGCCGUUGAGCUCUACCGCGUGCAGCACGAAGACGCCUUCUCGCUGUGCCCGCAGCCGGGUUGCAACCAAGUGUUCCGCAUUGCAGAGUACAAAAAAGGAAAGCAAGGAGAAUAUCUCGCCGUGUGCGACAACUGCGAGAAGACCUACUGCAUCACGUGCUCAGACAAGUUGGCGACGCCCGCCGACGAGCACCCGCCCGUCACCUGCCAGCUCUAUCAGCUCAGCGCGAACCAGACGGUAACCGGCCACGCCCGUCGCAUCUGCAACGAGAUCCUGACGCUCGCUUGCCCGAAAUGCAAGGCGGCAUUCCUCGACUUCUCCGGCUGCACGUGCGUCACGUGCGGCAACACCAACUGCAGCACUAAUUUCUGCGCCAACUGCCUCGUCUACCACGACAUGGACAGCGGUACCUGCCACAACCAUGUGCGUAGCUGUCCAUCGAAUCCAAACCAAGGCAACUACUUUGUAUCGGCCGAGCAGCUGCAGGCAACACACGCCAGCGCGCGCAAGAAGCAAACAGCCGCGUACCUGACGCGUGCCACGGUCGCCGGCGACGAACGACGCGGCGUGUGGCAGAUGAUCGAGCGCGACUUGGCAGACCUCGGCGUUCACUUCACUGCGCAGGAACUCGCUCAGCUAUCCAUUUCCUAA
This is a messenger RNA of Saprolegnia parasitica CBS 223.65, 5094 nucleotides long. RefSeq lists its product as hypothetical. Gene Ontology annotation, biological process: nuclear-transcribed mRNA catabolic process, nonsense-mediated decay. Lineage: Eukaryota; Oomycota; Saprolegniomycetes; Saprolegniales; Saprolegniaceae. The record is from RefSeq and is a predicted model, not a curated record. Gene Ontology annotation, molecular function: ATP binding; RNA binding; zinc ion binding. The transcript is spliced from 4 exons. Gene Ontology annotation, cellular component: intracellular anatomical structure. Bases 1 to 5094 code for a protein of 1697 amino acids.